Molecule: messenger RNA, 2507 nt
Organism: Acanthochromis polyacanthus (spiny chromis)
Lineage: Eukaryota; Metazoa; Chordata; Actinopteri; Pomacentridae
Gene: fam167b
Product: family with sequence similarity 167 member B
Exons: 2
Coding region: 83-646 (187 amino acids)
Source: RefSeq, a predicted model, not a curated record
UGUUGCGCUCCAAUCGCCAAACUGCCGCAGCAGAAGGAGAAAGUCUGACGUGAAUCCCCGAGGUUUAGCCACUUCUGCGCGGAUGGAUAUUAAAGAGUUCGGAGACGAGUCUUCCGAGGGAGACACGGAGGAUCUGGACAGCCUGAAAGCGCUGACGGAGAAGCUGAAGUUACAGACCCGCAGACCAUCUUAUCUGGAGUGGCAGGAGCGGGUCCAGAGUGGACCGUGGAAGGAAAGGAAUUCAGCAGAGAGCCCGGACUCUGGAGAGCAAGUCGUCUCCAUGCCUGCACUCCUGAAAAAUGAGAAGUCAGAGCUGGUUGUGCGCAACAUCUGUGGCUUUGAUACUAUUGAUGAUGCGUUGGAGUUUCUGAGGAAAGAGCUGAGGGAGAUGCAAGUUCAGGACAACCGUCUGGCCCGCCAGCUCAUCCGUCUGCGAGGGGAGAUCCACCGGCUGAAGGUGGAGCAGGUGUGCGACCGUCACAAAGAGAUGCUGGACGAUGCCACGUACGAGCUGGAGGAGUGCGGAGAGGAGUCAGACCUGCUGUGUGACAUCCCCAUGAAGGCUGCCUUCGCAUUGUCCACCCCUCUCAAACACCUGGGCCUCACCAAGAUGAACAUCAACUCCAGACGUUUCUCACUGUGUUAAAAAAAAACCACAAGCCUUACUCACACUACUGAGGAUGUGCCUCCUCUGUGUUUGUGUAGACAUGUAAUUAGGGUUGUUUCCUCUUUGGGAGGUGUUGCAGGGUCAGAGUGAAGAGUGGCUGCCAGAUACUGGUGCCAAGAGUAAAAAUUUAAUGUGUGCCUUGGCUUGAUAUGCAUGAGGAAGCCUCAGAGUGUAGGCCUGUAGGGGCACACACCUUUACUACCAACACAGCUUCCUGCUGGACAGAGUCUGGCUGCUCUGCUGUUGACUCAUCUUCACACAGUACAGAGAGAAUGAGAGAAGACUAGACUGAAAUGUGAGGUGGAAUGAGCACUGUGUCAGAUAUCAGAUAGCAUCAAGGUCAUUUGGUGUUGCCAAAACAAAGUUUCCGGUGUGUCAAAGAAGUGCACAGGGAGAGUAGAAAUGUUUUGAUGAAAUAGUGUCAUAGGAGAAGAAGAAAUCUUAAUUUUGGGACACAAAAUAGAGAUUUUUCAGAUCAUUCGCAUUUCUUUACAUCAGUGGUUCCCAAUUUUAUUCAAUGAUUUUUUUUUUAUUCAAGCAGUGCUACUUUAACUUCAGUCAUCUCAGGGCAUUUCUCAUGGUAAGGUCAAGACUUUACGACAAUAUGCAAUGAAAAGAAAGCCAACAGUUCCCUUUGAGCAGCUCUUUAGCAACAGCAGGAAGCAAAAUAAAAUGCCCUUCAGCUAGUAAAAACCUCCAGCAGAAGCAGGCUUGAGGAGGACAGCCAUCUGCCUCGACCGGUUCAGGUGACCUGAACUGAUCACCUGUUUAGCGUGACGCUAAACAGGAGAGAAAUAAGGAAAGCAGAAACAAAUAGCACAUAAGAGAACAAUGGACACUGGGGAGGUUAGUGAGGCCAGUAACAAAAGCAGAAGAUACCUGCAAGGAGGACAAAAUUAAACAUCUAAAGAAGAGAGGAAAGAUAAAGUUAGUGAUAUUCAGUGGUGGCUUAUCCUAUGGUCAGAGAGCGAAGGAGAUGAGAGUAGAGAAGAGGUGCUCAGUGCAUCAUGGGAAGUCUGCCGGCAGUCUGGGCCUAUAGCAGCAAAACUAAGUGAUGGAUCAAAGUCACCUGAGCAGCUCUAACUAUAACUUAGAAGUCAUAAUGCUGAUCUGGGAGGCCUUGAGGCAAUUAACGGAUAGGAACUACAAAAACCCCAGAUUUUUCCUUUCAAAUCAUUUCACUUCAAAACUCUGGCUGCAGUGGUUCCAUGCAAUGAUGGAAAGCCACACUCAGACAGGCAUUGCUUCAGUUUAAGAGGUCAAAAGUGUAAAAGUUGGGAGCCACUGCUAUGAUGAAAUCAAAAAGUAUGACGGCAGUGCUUCUGAAAUGUUCAGCAGCACUUUAGAGUAAACAGUGACUUUUAAAACAAAAACAUGCUCCAAGCCCUCAUCAAACCAUUGUCUCUAGCAGUGACCUCACAGGAAGCAGGAGGUCACACUCCAGCAUUUUUACACCUCUUAUUCACAAACCUAAAAUUUCCCUGCAGCCUCUCCGACGUAGUGACAGGACCCAGCAGGCUGUGUGCCUCAUGCAUUUUGCAUUUUCCAUUACCAUGUCCAGAUGCUGCAGAGAACAGAUUACAAGCUAUAUAUGGCUGGACAGAGACCAAGUGUAUGUUGUUGCUCAGUGGAAAAUGCAGUACAAGAUAAAUGAUAUGUAGCUCAGUAAAAACAAGUAAGAAGAAUGAAUGUUUUCUUUUUUACAUUUGGAUAUAUAAAUGUAUAAAAGUUUUAAUGAAAUUUUUAUGACUGUAUGCAGAUUGUUAAAUCGUGCUACUGUAAUAUGAAUAUGAAUGUACCAACCUGACGAAUAUAAAUGCAAAAUGCCGUAAAAUCUAAA